This is a messenger RNA of Zonotrichia leucophrys gambelii, 839 nucleotides long. RefSeq names its product histone H3. The record is from RefSeq and is a predicted model, not a curated record. The coding region runs from base 7 to 417 and encodes 136 amino acids. NCBI's taxonomy places the organism in Eukaryota, Metazoa, Chordata, Aves, Passeriformes, Passerellidae. The transcript has a single exon. Gene Ontology annotation, cellular component: nucleosome. Gene Ontology annotation, molecular function: structural constituent of chromatin; protein heterodimerization activity; DNA binding.
GUGGUCAUGGCGCGCACGAAGCAGACGGCGCGGAAGUCGACGGGCGGCAAGGCGCCCCGCAAGCAGCUGGCCACCAAGGCUGCCCGCAAGAGCGCGCCGGCCACGGGCGGCGUCAAGAAGCCGCACCGCUAUCGGCCCGGCACGGUGGCGCUGCGCGAGAUCCGGCGCUACCAGAAGUCCACGGAGCUGCUGAUCCGCAAGCUGCCCUUCCAGCGCCUGGUGCGCGAGAUCGCGCAGGACUUCAAGACCGACCUGCGCUUCCAGAGCUCGGCCGUCAUGGCGCUGCAGGAGGCCAGCGAGGCCUACCUGGUGGGGCUCUUCGAGGACACCAACCUGUGCGCCAUCCACGCCAAACGCGUCACCAUCAUGCCCAAGGACAUCCAACUGGCCCGCCGCAUCCGCGGGGAGCGCGCCUGAGCUCCCUGCCGUAACCCACGCAGAACCAAAGGCUCUUUUAAGAGCCACUACAUAGUCAAUUAAAAGAGUUGUUGCACUCUCUUAAACACGGAUUUAGAACUUGAGGGAGGAGGGAACCUUCAUAGUUUUGGGGAUGACUAUAGCAGGAACCCUGAGGUUUUAAAGCAGCUGUUCCAUGUUUUGCAGACUAGGCUGUUAAAGUUUGCUUACUGUUACAUUAGGGUUCAGUAGUAAAAUUUUCACUGAGUCCGAGAGAUUUUAAUUAUUCUAGAGCCAGGAUUUUUAAUAGCAUUGUUUUUAGCACGGGAUAACUGCAGUCACAAUCGUUUAUUUAAUCGCCCCUCCUCCCUUAAGCUUAUGUCGUCAGGUGCACUCGCAGGGAUGUAGACUAUUCUACUUUAGACUCUGCUUACCCCACUUAA